Messenger RNA from Lepidothrix coronata (blue-crowned manakin), 681 nucleotides. It is a transcript of the gene USHBP1, whose product is annotated as USH1 protein network component harmonin binding protein 1. The coding region runs from base 1 to 606 and encodes 201 amino acids. The record is from RefSeq and is a predicted model, not a curated record. Lineage: Eukaryota; Metazoa; Chordata; Aves; Passeriformes; Pipridae. The transcript has 6 exons.
AUGGAGAAGAGCCUGGAGGAGCUGAGCCGGGCACCGGGCUGGGCCGGGCGGGUGACCCGGCGGUGCCCGGCGGUGGCGGUGGGCGAGGAGGUGCCGGCGGAGGUGGCGGCGGCUCUGGCGAGGAACGCGGCGCUCAGGGCGGCCGUGGGGCGCCGGGACGAGGAGCUGGAACAGGCCACGGCCGCGCUGCGGGCGCUGCGGGGGGAGCGGGACCGCCUGCAGGGCAAGGUGAGGGACCUGCGGGAUGCUCUGUCCAGCCUGGAGGAGCUGGGGGGCUCUGGAAGUGACGCCCCCGGGGUCAGCAGCCCCCUGAGGCUGCACCAGCCCUCGGCGGGUGCCAGCCGGGAGCAGGAGGAGCGGCUGCAGCAGCUGCAGGGGUGCCUGGGGCGGCUGCAGGAGGUGAACCGGGAGCUGGCGGCCGCGCUGCAGGAGUGCAAGAGCGAGGCAGAAAGGCUGAGCAUGGAGCUGGGACAGCACGAGUCCCGCAGCACCGCCCUGCGCCUGGCCCUGCGCUGCAGCGAGCGCUGCGGGGGCGCUUAUGCCGCCCUCCUGGACCUGCUGCAAGCAAAGGUGGGACGGGAGGACGGCGCCCGUGGGGGUGAGUGACAGCUCGGGGGGCUCCGGGGUGUUGGAGGUGCUGGGGGGUGCUGGGGGGUUGUCAGGGAGGAUGAUGGGGGGAUA